Molecule: messenger RNA, 897 nt
Organism: Varanus komodoensis (Komodo dragon)
Lineage: Eukaryota; Metazoa; Chordata; Lepidosauria; Squamata; Varanidae
Gene: SLC39A2
Product: solute carrier family 39 member 2
Exons: 4
Coding region: 1-897 (298 amino acids)
Biological process (GO): zinc ion transmembrane transport
Cellular component (GO): plasma membrane
Molecular function (GO): zinc ion transmembrane transporter activity
Source: RefSeq, a predicted model, not a curated record
AUGGAUCAAUUGCUGGCAGUGAAAAUCGGCUGCCUAGGUGGUUUACUGGUGGUCCCACUCCUUUGUGGCCUCAUCCCAACUCAGAUCAAAUGGUUCCAGAUCAACAUGGCCAGAGGAAAGCAUCGGCGAAUCCUCAGUUUCAUCGGCUGCUUUGCUGCCGGAGUGUUCCUUGGGGCCUGCAUCAUGCACAUGGUGGCCGAUGCACUGGGGGACAUCCAAGAGGAAAUAAAAAAGCGACAGCGACAGGGAAAGUUUCCAUACAAGCAGAAUGGCACCUUGGAAAAUGGCGACAAUUCUGAGGGCUAUCCAUUUGGGGAGCUCGUCAUCUCCUUGGGCUUCUUCCUGGUGUUUGUGAUCGAGAGUACAGUGCUCCAUUGCUGCCCGCAGGCUGUGCAUUCUCAUGGUGACCAGGAAAAUCAGGAUGACCACAAGGACCAGCCAGAAGCACACAACUCUUUCCGGGCAUUUGUGCUCUUCCUCUCACUGUCCUUCCACUCCAUCUUUGAGGGCCUCGCCAUUGGUGUCCAGAAGGAGAUGACGGCUGCAGUCCAGCUCUGCCUGGCAGUGCUCAUCCACAAAGCCAUUGUGGCCUUCAGCUUAGCAAUGAAGCUGGUGCAAAGUGGCACCCAAACCUUCUGGAGGGUGCUGUAUGUGGUCUUCUUUUCUCUGAUGUCUCCUGCUGGUAUUGGCGUGGGCAUCGGUGUCUCUUUUUCCAAUGGUGAUGGGAGCGGCCUGGCCCAGGCGGUGCUGGAAGGGGUGGCAGCAGGAACCUUCCUCUACGUCACCUUCUUGGAGAUCCUUCCAUAUGAACUACGCUCUCAUGAAAGCUCCCUCAGUAAGUUCUUCUUCAUCUUCCUAGGCUUCUCUAUCAUGGCCAUCAUUGCUAUCUGGGCCUGA